AUGCGUUCCACAAGCUUGGCCUAUGCCUUCGCGGCACUUUCUAGCUCCGCGCUCGUUGCAGCCCAGACAUUUUCGGACUGCGACCCUACAAAGGGAGACAAAUGCAAUCCUGAUCCCGCCUUCGGAAACUGCAGGAAGACCACCAGCUUCGACUUCUCCACCGUCGCCGGCGGAGAAGGCUGGAAGACGGACAAGACCUUCCUGGACUUCUGGACGCCCGAGAAGGGAAUCGUGGGCGACAACUCGCCGCUGACCAUCGACGAGCACGGCGCCGUCCUCACCAUUAGCAACAAGGACCAGGCGCCGCUGAUCAAGUCGAACAAGUACCUCUUCUUCGGCAAGGUUGACGUCACGGUCAAGGCUGCGCCUGGUGUUGGUAUUGUUACUUCGGUUGUGCUUGAAUCGGAUGACCGUGAUGAGAUCGAUUGGGAAUGGAUCGGCGGCGAGCCAGGCAACGUCCAAACCAACUUCUUCUCCAAAGGCGUAAACAACUACAUCCACGGCCAAACCCACGGCGUCGCCUUCAACGCCAUCGAGGGCCUGCAUACCUACACCAUCGACUGGACCCCCGACUACAUCAGCUUCCAAGUCGACGGCGCCGAGAUCCGCCGCGCCACGCCCGCCGAGGCCGACAACGGCGCCACCUGGCCCCAAACCCCCGUGCAAGUCAAGCUGGGCACCUGGGUCGGCGGCAAGCCCGACAACCCCCAGGGCACCAUCGACUGGGCGGGCGGUCUCGCUGACUUCGCCCAAGCGCCCUUCAUUGCCUGGUACAAGGAGGUCAAGAUUACGGACUACUGCGGCGGCAAGGAUCAGGCGGGCGAGUAUGUGUAUACGGAUUCGAGCGGAUCGCAGGGCAGCAUUGAGGUGAGGGGGAGCUCCAGUGAUGUUGGCUUUGGGGAUGAUAAGGGCAAGUCUUCGACUUCUACUUCGACGACUUCGUCUUCUUCGCCUACUUCCUCUUCGGCUUCGAAGCCUAGCUCUUCCUCGACUAGCUCGUCUAGCUCUUCCAGCUCUUCUAGCUCGAACUCUACGAGCGCUACGGGGGGUGGCUCUACGCCCACCGACGGCGCCGAUGGUGGCUCUUCGAACAACGGUUCGGACCAGGAUGGUAACGGCCAAGGUAGUGGCGCAGUGGCGGCCCGGUUGUCGUCUACCCUUGCUGCGGUUGUUGUUCUCGGAUACGUCUUGUUUUCCUAA
Messenger RNA from Scedosporium apiospermum, 1200 nucleotides. RefSeq lists its product as uncharacterized. The coding region runs from base 1 to 1200 and encodes 399 amino acids. The transcript has 3 exons. Gene Ontology annotation, cellular component: fungal-type cell wall. Gene Ontology annotation, molecular function: glycosyltransferase activity; hydrolase activity, hydrolyzing O-glycosyl compounds. Lineage: Eukaryota; Fungi; Ascomycota; Sordariomycetes; Microascales; Microascaceae. The record is from RefSeq and is a predicted model, not a curated record. Gene Ontology annotation, biological process: fungal-type cell wall organization; carbohydrate metabolic process.